UCCAGCUAGGCUAAACUAUACCAUAUUGGGCAUUGCAAAGUUCAUGGAGGCUUCUUUUGCCAACAUCUAUUGGAAGUCUUUAAAACCCCAAGUCUGUGUUGCAGAAGAGGCAGGGAAACAAGGGUCAAUGAACCAAGCAAUGAGGCCGCCAACCACAGCCCUUUGCCUCCUCUCCUUCCUUUUCUCCUCUCUAGUACUCCAUACUCCCACCUUUGCCAUCAAAAAGUCAUAUGUGGUGUACUUGGGAUCACAUUCACAUCCCCCAAACUUAUUGGAACUUGAACUAAACCAAGUCACAGACAAUCACUAUGAGUUUCUUGGCUCCUUCUUGGGCAGCCAUGAAGCUGCAAAAGAAUCCCUCUUUUACUCCUACACAAGGCACAUCAAUGGCUUUGCUGCCACCCUAGAAGAAGAAGAGGCGGCUCAGAUUGCAAAGCAUCCAAAGGUAGUCUCAUUAUUCUUGAACCAGGGAAGAAAAUUACACACAACUCGAUCGUGGGAUUUCUUGGGACUUGAGCAAGAGGGUGUUGUUCCACCCAAUUCAAUCUGGAAGAAGGCAAGAUAUGGUGAAGAUUCGAUCAUAGGAAACCUUGAUACCGGCGCAUGGCCAAAAUCCAAGAGCUUUAGUGAUGAAGGGUAUGGACCGAUUCCAUCCAAGUGGAAAGGAAUCUGUCAAAAUCAGACAGAUCCAAAAUUUCACUGCAACAGGAAGCUAAUUGGAGCAAGAUACUUCAACAAGGGCUUUGCUGCAGUUGCUGGCCCCCUCAACUCCUCCUUCAAUUCGCCGCGCGACAACGAUGGCCAUGGCUCCCAUACCUUGUCAACAGCUGGUGGAAAUUUCGUAACCGGUGCAAGCGUGUUCGGCUUUGGUAAUGGAACAGCAAAGGGUGGAUCACCAAAAUCCAGGGUUGCAGCCUAUAAGGUCUGCUGGCCUCCAAUGGGAGGAGGUGGAUGCUUUGAUGCAGACAUAUUGGCUGCAUUUGAUGUGGCCAUCGAUGACGGCGUUGAUGUGUUGUCCGUUUCAUUGGGUGGAAAUCCCACCACAUUCUUCAAUGACAGUGUUUCAAUUGGUGCUUUCCAUGCUGUUAAGCGUGGCAUUGUGGUGGUUUGCUCGGCGGGGAAUUCUGGUCCGGCUGAAGGUACUGUCUCCAAUAUAUCGCCAUGGCAGAUCACGGUCGGCGCCAGUACAAUGGAUAGGGAGUUUCCUAGUUAUGUCACCCUUGGAAACUGGAAGCACUUCAAGGGACAAAGCUUAUCGGCUGUUGCUUUGCGGAGUAAGAAAAAGAAAUUCUACCAACUUAUUAGUGCUGCAGAUGCUAAAGCAGCUAAUGCAUCAGCUCAAGAAGCUUUGCUAUGCAAGCCCAACACGCUUGAUCCUAAAAAAGUGAAGGGAAAGAUAUUGGCCUGUCUUCGAGGGGACAAUGCAAGGGUGGACAAAGGUGAGCAAGCCUUCUUGGCUGGCGCCGUGGGAAUGAUUCUUGCUAACAAUGAGCUUACCGGGAAUGAAAUUAUUGCUGAUCCACAUGUUCUCCCUGCUUCACAUAUCAAUUUCACCGACGGGAACCUUGUCUUUGCUUAUAUUUAUUCAACUAAGUCUCCACGGGCUUACAUAAAGCGCGCAAUAACGGAACUGGGAACGAAGCCAUCUCCAUUCAUGGCAGCAUUUUCAUCGAAGGGACCCAACGCCAUUACACCAGGCAUCCUUAAGCCUGAUAUCACUGCACCUGGAGUGAGUGUCAUAGCAGCCUACACAGAAGCACAAGGGCCAACAAAUCAAAUGUUUGACAAACGGCGAAUUCCAUUCAACUCAGUGUCAGGCACAUCAAUGUCAUGUCCACAUAUUUCCGGUAUUUGUGGCCUUCUUAAAACCCUCUAUCCUCAUUGGAGUCCUGCAGCCAUUAAGUCUGCAAUCAUGACCACUGCGGUGACACAAGAUAACAGUAUGGAACCAUUGCUCAAUGCUUCUUUCUAUGAAGCAACACCAUUUAGUUACGGCGCAGGACAUGUUAACCCAAACAGUGCUAUGGAUCCUGGAUUGGUUUAUGACUUAUCCCUUAACGAUUACUUGAACUUCCUGUGCGCAAUUGGCUACAAUGAAACACAAAUUGAAAUGUUUUCAGAGGAGAUGUAUAAGUGCUCCAAACCAGCUAUAAGUCUCACUAACCUCAACUACCCCUCAAUCACUGUCCCUAAAAUCUCUGGUUCCCUUGAGGUGACUAGAACAGUGAAAAAUGUUGGCUCUCCAGGAACAUAUAAGGCGCGUAUCCAAAAUCCAGAUGGUAUAUCAGUUUCUGUUGAGCCGAAGGAGUUGAAGUUCAAGAAAAUUGGUGAAGAGAAAAGCUUUAAGGUACUCCUGCAGGUUAGAGAAGCAAAACAAGAUAAAAACUACGUGUUUGGGAAGUUGAUAUGGUCAGAUGGUAAACACUAUGUGAGGAGUCCAAUUGUUGUCAAGGCUGCCUAAAGCUAGAAUAGUAGGCAUAUUGCUUCAGCUUAUUUUACUUCACCUCACUUAGUUUCACGUUUCUUGUGUACUAAGCUAAUGAGUUACAAUAAUUAUUGGCAAUGAAAAUAUUACUAUUAUUAUGGGGA
Pyrus x bretschneideri (Chinese white pear) is the source of this 2589-nucleotide messenger RNA. RefSeq names its product subtilisin-like protease SBT5.3. Gene Ontology annotation, biological process: proteolysis. NCBI's taxonomy places the organism in Eukaryota, Viridiplantae, Streptophyta, Magnoliopsida, Rosales, Rosaceae. Gene Ontology annotation, molecular function: serine-type endopeptidase activity. The record is from RefSeq and is a predicted model, not a curated record. Bases 44 to 2461 code for a protein of 805 amino acids. The transcript has 11 exons.